CACAGCUCAGAAUGCAAUCACAGGCAAAGCUAUAGUUUCAGGCCUGAAAGCAGAUGCUGGAGAUAUGUUUUGUGAGCAAUAUUAAUCUUACCCCUUAUUCACAGAUGUGGUCUGCUCCCUGCAACUCUGGCAUGUCUGAAUAUGUCUGCUUCAGAGGUAGAUUCGAGCCUGAGCAAGUAGCUAACAUUCCUGUGUGGAUGUUCCGGGUGCGACUCUAAGCGAAGACAAAAAGAAAUCAUGAGGAUAGCAUGGCUGGUGACGUUCUGAAUAUUAUACACUCCUGGGUCCUUCUGUUGACAUGCAUCAGUGGACACAGUACAGGAGCUUUAGGUACCAUUGGUCAGUUCAUAAAAUACUAUGAGGGGCUGACUUAUGACCGCCAAGUUUUACAUCAGAGUCACCAGCGAGUUAAGCGUGAAAUAGUGUCUCACAAGCAGCAGCUACAACUGAACUUCAGCGCUUUCCAACGGGACUUUAACUUGGUCCUCAGACAAGACUCGGAGGGAUUUGCAGAUAACUUCAAGAUUGACCUGGGCGAAAGAGACACUGUUGUGGACCUCUCUCAUGUUUUUUCCGGAAAGCUAGAAGAUGAGGACCAGUCCUCCUGCCACGGCUCUGUUCUCCAGGGCCUGUUCCAGGGCUUCAUCACCACCGCCAAUGGAACCUAUCAUGUGGAGCCACUCCAUAGCUACACAACCAACGAGUCAGAGUUCCAUUCCAUUAUCUAUCAUGAAGACGACAUAGACAUGUCCUCCCUAGGGAACAGAGUUAAUGGGCUCUGUGGGUCGGACCUCUUGGCGCACCUUGCCAGAAGCCUCAGACUGGAGGAGGAAGGGCAGGAAGAGUCACUGAUGAGGUCGAGGAGAACAACGGAUGAUUCCAAAACCACCUGUCUGUUGCACCUGCAAGCGGACCACUUCUACUACCGGAAGUUUGGUAGCGUGGAGGCUGUCGUGGCACAGGUAGCCUCCUAUAUGAGAGCUGUGAAUGAUGUUUAUGACAAGGCAGACUUUGAAGGCAUCAAGCUGAUCAACUUUAAAGUGAAGUCCCUCAGUGUGGUGACAAAAGAGGAGCCAGGCAACCCCAUGAAUGGACCGUUCAUUGGGCCAGAAAAACUGCUCAGUCUCUAUUCAGAGACCAACUGGGGAAACUACUGCUUGUCUUACCUGCUGACUAACCGUGACUACAGUGGAGUGCUAGGCCUUGCGUGGGAGGGAAAGACAGGUAACUGGGGAGGGAUAUGCUCUAAGCACACCACUCUGAGGAACGGCCGCAACUCUAGCCUCAACACGGGCCUGAUCACUGUGCAGAACUACGGCCAGUAUCUACCCCCCAGGCAGAUCCAGCUCACUUUUGCCCAUGAACUGGGCCACAGUUUGGGAUCUCCGCAUGAUGAAGGCCCAGCAUGUGGGAGCCUUGGCUCGGAGGGAGGCAAAGGCAGAUACCUGAUGUUCCCUCACGCCAGCAACGAGGUGCAAGAGAACAAUGACAAAUUCUCCCCCUGCAGCCUCCAGCGCAUCGGCCAAACGUUGUGGACAAAGAAGGACGACUGCUUUGUCGUUAGCGAUCAGCCCAUCUGUGGAAACCAGAUCGUGGAAGACGGAGAAGAGUGUGACGUGGGCCACAACGACUCGGACUCGUGCUGUUACAGCUCUAAGGAGUCGCUGGCAGUACAGUGUCGACUGAAACCAAAUAAGCUUUGCAGUCCCAGCCAAGGCCUCUGCUGUAGCCCAAGUUGUGACUUCAAAGCCCGAGGCACGCCAUGUGAGGAUGAGUCCGAGUGCGAGAUGAAGAGCGAGUGCUCUGGGGCCUCUCCACACUGCCCUGCUCCUCGUCCCAAAGCCAAUAUGACCGUCUGCAGUCUGGGCACACGCAUCUGUCUACAAGGGGAGUGCUCUCUGUCUCUCUGUGCAAAGUAUGGCCUGGGGCAGUGUGACUGUCCAGGAGAGUCCAUGAGAGAGAAAUGCCACAUGUGUUGUCAGCAAAUUAACGAACCCAAAACAUGUGCGAGCACUACCUCCUCUGUCCUAGCCAAACAUUUUCGGGGAAAGCGUGUGGCCUUGGUGGCUGGGGCUCCCUGUUCAGGGAACCAGGGCUACUGCGACAAGUUCCAAAUCUGCCGACUGCUGGAUGCAGAUGGGCCAAUAGCAAGGCUCAAGAAUGCCUUUCUUCAUCUGGAUGAUUUUGAUGACCUGGGUGACUGGAUGGUGGCACACUGGUGGGCUAUUCUUUUGGCCAUCCUCACGCUCUCUGCCGUUAUGGCUGGCACUGUGCUUGUGUUUGGACGUCCCUUGGAGAUAGAUGACACUGAGUAACCAGACAGCCUCCCUUCCUGCCUUGCCACCGCUGUCACGGGUGGACAGCCCAGUGCAGCCGUUUUGUCAAUCCACGGCCCUGCGAAAAGUAAACUUGACUGUACUCUCUGCAUCAUUUCUACUGAUUCAGAGCACUGUGAAUUAAUCCCCAAACCCUUUGCAGAAAAGUUUUGAGGAUGGAAAAACAUCUCCCAGCUUGUUAUUGUCUUUAUACUGUUGGUGAGCUGGCUGGGCUAAAUGAAGGUGAUCCCAGGUUGAGUCCCAUCUGUCCAAACAUGCUUUGACACUGUUUGAACUCUUCUGUGCACAGGCUUCCAAGCAUCUCCAGCCUCCCAUCAGGCUGUCCUUGCAGAGCUAUUUGAACUUGAUGUCUAAUUUGAGUCUUGACUGUGAUCCAGGUUUCCACGGUGUACUGCCCCCAAGAGCCUUCGACAGAAUUCUAUUCAGUGUCUCCAUAGAUAUGUAUGACAGCCAACCAGAGAAAGAUGUUUGUGCACUUUUCCACCUGCACCCAUACAUUAGGGGUUAAUUUGUGGCAGUUAGUAAAUCAAGCUGUUUGAUAGCAAAUACCUGAUUACUGCUGAGAAUCAAACAUGUUGAGCAAACAUCUCAAUUUAGUUGUACAUUUCUAGAGAUGCCAGAGGCAGUUGUUUUCAGGGGGAUAACUUUAUGGACCCUUUCAACAAGGUAAACAAAAACAAUGCUUGAACAUUCUAUUUGGGCCCCAAUCUACUUCCUCUGCAUUAA
Messenger RNA from Alosa alosa (allis shad), 3062 nucleotides. RefSeq names its product disintegrin and metalloproteinase domain-containing protein 10. Gene Ontology annotation, biological process: membrane protein ectodomain proteolysis; Notch signaling pathway. The record is from RefSeq and is a predicted model, not a curated record. Gene Ontology annotation, cellular component: plasma membrane. Lineage: Eukaryota; Metazoa; Chordata; Actinopteri; Clupeiformes; Clupeidae. Gene Ontology annotation, molecular function: metalloendopeptidase activity.